Messenger RNA from Choloepus didactylus (southern two-toed sloth), 4160 nucleotides. RefSeq names its product ankyrin repeat domain 6 (gene ANKRD6). Gene Ontology annotation, cellular component: cytoplasm; nucleus. The coding region runs from base 255 to 2501 and encodes 748 amino acids. The transcript is spliced from 17 exons. The record is from RefSeq and is a predicted model, not a curated record. Gene Ontology annotation, molecular function: ubiquitin-protein transferase activity; protein binding. NCBI's taxonomy places the organism in Eukaryota, Metazoa, Chordata, Mammalia, Pilosa, Megalonychidae. Gene Ontology annotation, biological process: protein ubiquitination.
CCAGGGGCCGCCGGAGCCAGCCGGAACCCGCCCCCUUCGUCUCCCCCUGGCCCCCGCCCUGUUGCCAGCAUCGGUCCCUGCGGCGCGGACGCCCGGGUCGGGAGAGAAAGGUCCUGAAGAUGGCAUAGUGUAAAGGCACCUUCCAAUGAGUGGGAACAUCUUAACCUGUGGGUGCCGGCUUGGGCCAGAGGCUUCGUGUUGAGCUGAAGGAACUUGUCUGCCACUCUCCUGAAAACCUCUUUCUCUCCUAAUUCAUGAGCCAGCAGGAUGCGGUCGCUGCACUUUCAGAACGCCUUCUCAUAGCUGCGUACAAAGGCCAAGCAGAGAAUGUGGUUCAGCUCAUCAACAAGGGCGCCAAGGUAGCGGUUACCAAGCAUGGCCGGACCCCACUGCAUCUUGCUGCCAAUAAGGGCCAUCUUUCCGUGGUCCAGAUCUUGCUGAAGGCUGGCUGUGACCUCGAUGUCCAGGACGAUGGAGAUCAGACCGCCCUGCACAGGGCCGCCGUCGUGGGGAAUGCCGAGAUCAUUGCCACACUCAUCCAUGAGGGCUGUGCUUUGGACAGACAAGACAAGGACGGGAACACGGCUCUGCACGAGGCAUCCUGGCAUGGGUUCAGCCAGUCAGCCAAGCUGCUCGUUAAAGCAGGAGCCAACGUGCUUGCCAAGAAUAAGCUCCUGUCCUGGAUCGGCCACUGGGAAGCUGAGAAAAUAAGUGUGGCUUUUCUAUCCCCCUGUGCGGGCAACACCGCUCUGCACCUGGCCUGCCAGAACAGCCACUCCCAGAGCACGCGCAUCCUCCUGCUGGGCGGGUCCCGAGCUGACCUCAGGAACAACGCAGGCGACACCUGUUUGCACGUUGCCGCACGCUAUAAUCACUUGUCCAUCAUUAGGCUCCUCCUCAGUGCUUUCUGUUCUGUCCAUGAAAAGAACCAGGCUGGAGACACAGCACUUCAUAUUGCCGCUGCACUAAAUCACAAGAAAGUGGUUAAAAUCUUACUGGAAGCUGGAGCAGAUGGGACCAUCGUUAAUAAUGCAGGCCAGACUCCACUGGAGACUGCCCGCUACCACAAUAAUCCAGAAGUUGCUCUUCUCCUCACUAAAGCUCCCCAGGUCUUGCACUUCAGUCGUGGGCGAAGCCUGAGAAAAAAGAGAGAGAGGAUCAAGGAAGAGAGGAGAGCCCAGUCUGUGCCAAGAGAUGAGGUGGCACAAAGCAAGGGUAGUGUCUCAGCUGGAGAUACCCCUAGCAGUGAACAGGCUGCACUCAGAAAAGAAGAGGCCAGAGAAGAUUUCCUGUCAGCCUCCCCUGAGCCCAGGGCAAAGGACAGCGGGAGGAAAAAAUCAAGGCCCAAGGUGUCAGCAUUUUCUGACCCCGUCCCGCCCACAGACCAACAGCCUGGACACCAGAAGAACUUGCAUGCUCACAGUCACCCUAAAAAGAAGGGCAGGCAUCGGUGUUCAUCUCCGCCACCUCCCCACGAGUUCAGAGCAUACCAGCUCUACACAUUGUACCGGGGCAAGGAUGGCAAAGUGAUGCAGGCACCAAUAAAUGGUUGUCGAUGUGAACCACUCAUCAAGAAGCUGGAGAAUCAGUUGGAGGCAACUGUGGAGGAGAUAAAAGCAGAGCUGGGAUCUGUUCAGGAUAAAAUGAAUGUAAAACUGGGACAUAUGGAGAAUAAGACCCAGCACCAACUGCGCGUUCUGGACAAGCUGAUGGUUGAGCGACUCUCAGCUGAGAGAACCGAGUGCCUGACUCGUCUGCAACAGCAUUCAGAUGCAGAGAAGCAGGAGGGAGAGAAACGACAGAUGUCAUUGGUGGAUGAAUUAAAAACCUGGUGCAUGUUAAAGAUUCAGAAUCUGGAGCUGAAGCUUUCUGGAGAGUCUAGGGCCUCCAGGGCUAAAUCCACACCAUCUACUUGUGAGUCUUCUACAGGUGUUGAUCAGUCAGUGGUGACUACAGGUCCAGCAGCAGCUUCAGAUAGUUCUCCUCAGGUGGUGAGGCCCAAGGAAAAGGCCCUCAACUCGAGUGCUACACCCAGACCCCCGCAGGAGCUUUCUUCCUCUGAUUGUACAGGCUCCCAGCUGAGGAAUGUCAAGGUCCAGACAGCCUUGCCACUCUUGAAUGAGGCAGCCAAAUGUGAUCAGCAGGCUGGGCCCUGUGUCGACAGAGGCACCCAGACCAAGAAGCCUGGGAAAAGUGGGCAGGCGAGGCAUCGAGCCCAGCACCUGGUACCUAGCAUCUCCUGUGGGCAGCCACCAGCAGCGGCAGGCCACGAGCACGCCACCCCUCACAUUCGAGACACCUCCCAAGCUCUGGAGCUCACCCAGUAUUUUUUUGAGGCUGUUUCUUCCCAGAUGGAAAAGUGGUAUGAAAGGAAAAUAGAAGAAGCACGAAGUCAAGCCAAUCAGAAAGCCCAGCAAGACAAAGCUACACUGAAAGAACAUAUUAAAAGUUUAGAAGAGGAACUUGCCAAACUAAGGACAAAGGUGAAGAAGGAAAAUUAGGGCCUCAGACAAUGAAUGAGGUAGGAUUCUUGAGGAUUUCAGGUUUUACAACUCAGAAUAGCUCUGCUCGAGGUGUUAACUGUACACAUAGCAGAUUUGCCUUUUUAAAAAGUCACUAAUUUCAAAAAUGUGCCAGACACAUUUCCUAUUCCCUGAUGUCAUGAAGACUCCAGCAAUUAAACUGAAACCAGGGGAAGCUAACUUAGUGUCAGGUUUCGUUACAAACUCCAGACCCUUUCCAGAUUCAUCUGAAGUUCAAAAGCUCAGGUUAAGUUAAAGGAUGGAAAGCCUAAACCCUAAAAUUCAGGAUGUAUGAAAUAAUAUGAAUUAAAAACAAGAAGAUAAAUUUAAUCCCUUGUGAAUGUAGAUCAAGUAGUCAUUCAUAUAAAUUGAAGCACACCUGCUGUGCCUAGACAAGAGUGUCCCUAAGACUAUAUCCCCAAGACCCCUAAACCCUCUCAAGUUCAAAUUCUCAAAAUGCUGACAUUCCAACCAGGUGGAAACUUACAAAUAGAUUUUGAGGAGAUUUUCGUGGUGUCACCAGAACCAAUAUAUCUUAAAAUUAUUUGAAGUAUCAAUGUAUUUAAAUAAUGAAUAAUUGGCUAAUAGCACUGGAAACAUUUGCUAAACAUGAGCUUAAAUGAGAACGUUUCCAAUCACUUGAUCAUGGUUCCUGUUAUUUUGAGUCAAAAAAUUAUUGAUAAAUGUUAGUGAUUUUAGAGUGGAUUAAUUGAAAAAACAGUCACUUAAAUAAUUACUUGAAACUUCUGUAACAUAUUCAUAAUCAAAUCCAAUUAGCCUAGAGUACUUUCUGAAUUUCAGCGUAUUGGUUUAAAUUUUAUAAAGAAAUAAGGCUACCUCUUGAAAGUAUUUUCUUUUGAAUUGAGUUCUGUCACUGAAUUAUCUUAAAAGCUUGCCACUGCUUUGCAAUGAUUAUGUCAGGCUAAAUACUUUAAUAACUUGAUUUAGACCUCAUUGUCCCCAUCUUCAUGGAGCACAAAGGAUUUCACUUUGGUUCAUAAUGAAACUCAAACACAGAAACAAGUUGUGAAAGCAGCUUGAGUAUGUUGAAACUUUGGAUUUUAUUCUGUUCCAAGCUUCUUGUGCCUUGGAAUAUAGAAUUAUGUUCAUCUCUUCAGAAUUACAUGUAUGCAUAGAAACUUCAAUUAUAUUUCUAUAAACAAAUAUUAACCAGAAUCUAGUAACUGUUGUCCAUAAUUGUGAAUAGAAUGCUGUUCAUUGAGCCAAGAGAAAAUAAUUUUUCUUGAAUUGGGGAUGCCGAGAAAAACAGAAAGUAUGCUUCUAGUCCCUUUGUUUUUUGCCUAUCAAGUUCACAUUAAAAAAAAAUAUAUUUUUAUACUGACAUGGAUUUGACAUUCUAAUAAUAAAAUAAUUCAGAUGUAUUUUACCAUCACAGACCCUGAAAGUGGAAUUAAUUUGAUAUUUUCAUAUAAGUUUAUCUUGUUCCUCAACUACUGAGUAGGUAGACUGCCAGUCCCUCCCCAGAACUCUUGUUGAACUGCUAAUGUAGAGGUACUUUUCCUCUUUCAUUUCCCUGUUCAUCCCUGUUCUAGUUUGCUAAUGCUUCCAGAAUGCAAAAUACCAGAAAUGGAUUGGCUUUUAUAAAAGGGGUUUAUUUGGUUACACAGUUACAGUCUU